Messenger RNA from Psammomys obesus (fat sand rat), 2556 nucleotides. Its product is annotated as vomeronasal type-2 receptor 116-like. Lineage: Eukaryota; Metazoa; Chordata; Mammalia; Rodentia; Muridae. Gene Ontology annotation, biological process: G protein-coupled receptor signaling pathway. The record is from RefSeq and is a predicted model, not a curated record. Gene Ontology annotation, molecular function: G protein-coupled receptor activity. Gene Ontology annotation, cellular component: membrane.
AUGAGGAAGCUGUGUGUUACCAUUAUUUCCUUCUUGCUCCUGAAGCUUUCUCUCACAUUGUGCAGUUUGACAGAAACCAGCUGCUUUUGGAGAAUAAAGGACAAUGAAGAUGAUUAUGGAGAUUUACAGGACAACUGUCAAUUUGUUCUUUUCUUGAAUCAGAAACCACAGGAGGAAGAUUUUUAUAAUGAUAUACUUGAUUUUAGAAUAACGGAUCAGAAAUAUGAGUUUGUUCUUGUACUGCUUUUUGCUACUGAUGAGAUCAACAAAAACCCUUAGCUUUUACCCAACAUGUCUUUGCUAUUUUCUCUUGCUACUGACAUGUGUUUUAAUACAUUGAAGAAUCUUGAUGUAAUAAUUUCAUUAAAAAAAAACCAUCGAGGACUUCCUAAUUAUGUUUGUGGAGGGUCUACAUGUCUUGUAGGCCUUACAGGACCGUCAUGGACUACAUCUGUAAAACUGGUGACCUUUUCCCGUAAACCAAAGAUUUUCUUUGGACGAUUUCAUCCUAUCCUGAAUGACAAAGUCCGGUUUCCUUAUGUCUACCAGAUAGCACACAAAGAUACGUGUUUGUCCAAUGCCAUGAUGUCUCUGAUGCUUUAUUUUACAUGGACCUGGAUAGGGCUGGUCAUCUCCGAUGAUGACCAGGGAACUCAGUUUCUCUCAGACUUGAGAGAAGAGAUGCAAAGUAAUGGACUCUGUCUAGCUUUUGCAAAUGUCAUCCCAGAUAGCAUGCAGUUAUACUUGACAAGGGCUGUCCUAUAUGAUAAACAAAUCAUGACGUCAUCAGCAAAGGUUGCUAUCAUUUAUGGUGAAAUGAACUCUACCCUAGAAGCCAGCUUCAGACGAUGGGUAUAUUUAGGUGUAGAAAGAAUCUGGAUCACCACCUCACAAUGGGAUGUCACCACAAGUAAGAGAGAUUUCAGCCUUGAUACCUUCCAUGGGACUGUCACUUUUUCACACCACAAUGGUGUGAUUACCAAAUUUAGAAAUUUUAUGCAAACAAUGAACACUUCCAAAUACCGAGUAGACAUUGCUCAGAUGAGAAAGAAGUGGAAUUAUUUUAAUUGUUCAGUUUUUAAUGUAAACUAUAGAACAAUGAAUCAUUGUUCAUCCAAUACUUCUUUGGAAUGGUUAUCACAGCAUGAAUUUGACAUGGUCCUAAGUGAAGAAGGUUACAAUUUAUACAAUGCUGUAUAUGCUGUGGCUCAUACCUAUCAUGAAAUUAUUCUUCAACAAAUAGAGUCUCAGCAAAUAUCAGAACUCACGGGGAUAUUCUAUGACUGUCAGCAGGUGGUUUCUUUGCUGGAGAAUGUUGUAUUCACUAAUCCUGUAGGAGAAUUGGUGAACAUGAAUCUGAGAAAAAAACACUGUGCAGAGUAUGACAUUUUCAACAUUUGGAAUUUUCCACAAGGCUUUGGAUUAAAGGUGAAAAUAGGAGGCUAUUCCCCUUAUUUGCCACAGAGCCAACAACUUCACAUAUCUGAAGAUUUAGAUUUGGCUAUGGGAUCAACACUGGUUCCCACCUCUACAUGCAGUGUGACGUGCCCUCCUGGAUUCAGGAAAUCUCAUCAGAAUCAGACAGCCGACUGCUGCUUUGAUUGUGUCUGGUGCCCAGAGAAUGAGGUUUCCAAUGAGACAAGUAUGGAGCAGUGUGUGAGCUGUCCAGAUGACCAGUAUGCCAACGCAGAGCACACAUACUGCCUGCAGAGGCAGGUCUCUUUUCUGGCUUAUGAAGACCCAUUGGGGAUGGCUCUGGCUUGCAUGUCCUUGUGUUUCUCUGCACUCACAGCUCUUGUACUUGGUGCUUUUGUGAAGUACAAGGACACUCCCAUUGUGAAAGCCAAUAACCGCAUUCUCAGCUACAUCCUACUGAUCUCCAUCACCUUCUGUUUCCUCUGCUCAUUGUGUUUUAUUGGGCACCCCAACAUGGGAACCUGUAUCUUACAGCAGAUGACAUUUGGAGUCUUCUUCACAGUGGCUCUUUCUACUGUCUUGGCCAAGACAAUUACUGUGGUCCUGGCCUUCAAGAUCACUACUCCAGGAAGAAGGAUGAAAUGGAUGCUGGUGUCAGGAGCACCUAACUUUCUCAUUCCCAUUUGUACCCUCAUCCAACUAAUUAUCUAUGGAAUCUGGCUGGUAACAUCACCUCCAUAUGUUGAUACUGAUACACACUCUGAACAUGGGCAGAUCAUCAUUGUAUGCAACAAAGGCUCAGUCAUUGCAUUCCACCUUGUCCUGGGAUACUUGGGCUCUUUGGCUCUGGGGAGCUUCACUCUGGCUUUCUUGGCCAGGAAUCUGCCUGACAGAUUCAAUGAAGCCAAAUUCCUGACCUUCAGCAUGCUGGUGUUCUGCACUGUCUGGAUCACCUUUCUGCCUGUCUACCACAGCACUAAGGGGAAGGUCAUGGUGGCUGUGGAGGUCUUCUCCAUCUUGGCCUCCAGUGCAGGGCUGUUAGGGUGCAUCUUUGUGCCAAAGUGUUAUGUUAUUUUGAUGAGACCAGAUUCUAAUUUUCUUCAAAAAAAAGAAAAAAGCAAAAACAAGAGGAAGGUGAAA